CCAAGUGUCGCAAGAUGGAGGAACAACAACAUAAGUUUACAAAUUGCAGACGUAACUAGACUAGGUUUAUGAAAAUAGUUAACCAAAAUUUUACACGGUAUUGACUCUAGAUCGAGCUAACUGUAAAUAGCAUGUCAUUUGUGUAAACUAUCUUCUGAGAUUGUAAAAAAAUGUCUGGAAUUGAGAAUGAAAUGGAACUUCUGCAACUUCAGAUCCAACAGCUGAAGUCAAUGAUCAGAGAAAAAGAUGAAAUUUUACAACAUAAAGAUAAAGAACUCCAGGAGGCUAAUGCCAAAAAUUCAAAGUUGAGGUUGCAAGCCAAAGCUAAAGCUGUGAAAAAAAGUGUGGAUGCUAAGAAAGGUCAUGAUGUACAAGAGAUAGUUGAAGACAGUGACACUCCAUCUCAACAUGUGAAUCGUGCAGAAGUACUUCUUCUGAAACGUAAACUAGAGGAUAAGAGUCGAACUGUCGCCGAGAAAGAUGAACUGAUACGUGUGAGAGAGAACCAAUUGGAAGCUAAGGAGAGAGUGAUGGCCGAACGUGAUGCUUUACUCCAUGACAUGACAAACCAAUUAGAGGAAAAAACAAGAGCAAUGGAAACUUUACAACAAGCAUUUGGAGGGGGUUCAGGGGAUGAAGUGAGUCAGAUGUAUGCUCAGAUGGUUUACAAAGACAGGAGAAUAAUGGAGCUCAACAACAAACUUUUAGAGCAAGAUAAACGGGUGAUGGACUUGCAAGAGUUUGCUGGAGAAAAAGAUGAAGUGAUUCGUGGCCGGGAUAAAGUGGUCCAGGUCUUGCAGAAUGACAUCAGAGAGAAGGACCAAACUGUACAGGAUCAAGCCUUGUUGAUCACUAAACUAACUUCUAGGGUAGAGAGUACCAAUGAGAAACUAGAUCUUUUGACUGAACAGAUGAGGCUGAAAGAGCAAGAACUAAAAUCUGAAACUGAAAAAUUCCACAUCAAGUUGACAGAAUCACAAAAGUAUUUUGAAGAAAUGCUAAGUGAGAUGGAUGCUGAAACAAAGAGGUUGCAGGGUGUGAUAAAUGAGAAAAACCUUGAGUUAUCUCUCAGAGAAAAUGAUUUGGUGCAGUUGAUAGGCAAACACGAAAAAGAUUUAGAAGCUAUAUUGAAGAAAGAAAAUGUCAAUUUACAAGAUCAUGCUUUACACAUGAUGGAAACUAAACUCAAAGAUAUCAAUGAGGUUCUAGAAGCAAAGCUGAAAGUUAUUUCCAUUCUUCAAGCUGAGAAUGCAGAAAAAGACAGACAGCUGUCGGAGUCUAGAGAAGCUCAACGUUUCCUCAAAGAAAAGCUUCAGGUUACUUCAGAACAAGUUCUUUUACUUCAGGCCAACUUUGUCGAGACAGAAACGCAGUGGAAGGAAGAGAAACUAAGAUACCAGACAAAAUUAAAAGAUGUUGUUGAGAAGCAUGAAGUUGAGUUAUCAGAAAAAGCAGUGCAACUUGAAAGCCUCCACUCUAGAUUAUCACAUUUUGAAGCAGCAUACAGCCAGGCUACAGAAGAAUACAGACGUCUGCAAGAACACUACAACUUAUCUGUAGCUGGAAAAGAAAGAGAACAGUCAAGUGAUUCAGUAGCAGUAAGGGAAGAAAUGACCAGCAGCCUGAAUCAACAAAUAGAAGAAUACAAAGUUACUAUUGAGAAGUUAAGGCAGCAGGUGAAAGAACUUCAAUCUAGAUCAUCAGGGGAAGAAAGUGCAGGUCCAACUGACAGUAAACUACUCAAAGUAAAAGCUCAGAUGACAACUAAAGUGAAAGCUCUGGAGAAACAGUUAGCAGAACUCAAGAGUAGCACUUCAUCCAAUGAAGUAGAAAGUUUGAAGAACAGAGUCCAAGAAUUGACAGAAGAGAACAAAUUAAUACAACAGAAACUUGUUGAAGCAGAGGAGCAGGUGUCUACACUAGAUGAACUGAAAGCUCAAUUAUUCAAUGAUUUAAUAAUUUCUACAUUCUCUAGAUGA
Molecule: messenger RNA, 1979 nt
Organism: Biomphalaria glabrata
Lineage: Eukaryota; Metazoa; Mollusca; Gastropoda; Planorbidae
Product: kinectin-like
Exons: 12
Coding region: 171-1979 (602 amino acids)
Cellular component (GO): Golgi apparatus
Source: RefSeq, a predicted model, not a curated record